ACUGAUUCCCCAUCCCAUCCACAUACUCUCUAGCGCAGGAACAAAACGAUCUGGGAUAGAGGACUCAAUUUAUCUGGUGCGCAUCCAGAUUGCACCCAUCUGUGUCUGCCAUAUGCAAACCGUGCGCAACGCGCUCAGCAUUUCAGCCUCUUGUUCCAAGGCUAAUUUAAGAAACCGUGUUGGGGUGAGGUGAAUGUGUAGCAGCAGCACACUACAAAGUCUGACAUAGUUUAGUUACUAAAUACGCAUAUUUCAUCAUUAUACAUUUUUUUAUUCAUAAAUUCAUCAAGACCAUUUGUUUCUAACCGGGAUUUCAAGUUAUGGAUUCAACGGAGGAUAACGGGGAGAGCAAGGCAGCACUCCGUCCAUGCGCGCCCAGGUCUCUUCUCCUGCGCUGUCUGGUCGGUUUCCCUACGGUGGUGUGUUUCAUGUUGUCCCUGAGCUCCAUAGCCAUCUGCCUGCUCAUGAGCUUCAAGACUUACCAACUGGAGAACCGACUGGAUGCGCUGGAGUUGGAGAAAAACACAGUGUUUAACCCUCCGGAGAGCGCCUUCACGCGCGAGGAUGGGACUGUACUACCGGCACUAAGGAGUUCUAUCGAGACGCUCCUGCAAGAGAGACUGAGUGAAGUGAUGCCUAAACUGCGCACGGCAAGGGACGUCCCCCAAGAGUGUUCCUGCCCACCAGGUCCUCCUGGAAAGCGUGGAAGGAUGGGAAGAAGAGGUGAUCCCGGAGCUCCAUGUCAAGGGAACAUGCCUCGUCCCAUCUAG
This is a messenger RNA of Oncorhynchus keta (chum salmon), 770 nucleotides long. RefSeq names its product collagen alpha-1(XXIII) chain-like. The record is from RefSeq and is a predicted model, not a curated record. The coding region runs from base 321 to 770 and encodes 149 amino acids. NCBI's taxonomy places the organism in Eukaryota, Metazoa, Chordata, Actinopteri, Salmoniformes, Salmonidae. The transcript is spliced from 5 exons.